Messenger RNA from Heterotrigona itama, 1604 nucleotides. The record is from the annotation of a GenBank genome assembly. NCBI's taxonomy places the organism in Eukaryota, Metazoa, Arthropoda, Insecta, Hymenoptera, Apidae.
AUAUAUAUAUAUACACAUAUAUAUCUAUAUAUCGAACCUUCCUUAUAGCGAUCCCUUCCAAUUGAAAGAACAUUACUCGGUUACAACAACGGUGGUUCGGCUAUUUAACUAUCUAUCUACUUAAUGUCGAAGAACAGUUGAUUGAAAUUCUGGAUAACCUGAUCGCACAAAGGCUUCAAGUGUCAGCUCGUCGACAGGCGUGACAGCCUCCUCGACUGUCUCGUCCAACCUCUGUUCUCCCUUUCUUGGUAAAUAUCGGCGUCGGUACCGUCACUCGAUUCCGCGAUGUUCACGGGGACAGUGAAGAUCGAAAUAUGCCAAGCAGUCGGGCUAAGGGCGACGGACAAGCAACGAAAGUUUUGGCAAGAUGAGCCUAUACUCGACCCCUAUGUUCAGUUGGACGUCGACGAGAAUCAUCUUGAUCGUUCGUCCACCAAACCGAAAACGUUCGACCCGGUAUGGAACGAAUGUUUCACCCACGAAGUCCAGGAUGCAGUGACACUUGGAUUGACUGUCUUCCACGACGCGGCAUUACCGCCGGAUUACUUCGUCGCCAACUGUAGCAUUCCUUUCGAGGAACUUGUCAGCAGGAAUGACAAGACUGCAGACCUUUGGAUCAACAAUCAAGUUGUGGUACAGGUGAUGGAGAAGGAAUCGGAGGCAGAGGUGGUGGAAGCAUUACUACUGGGAAGGAACCCAGGAGGGAAUUCAAAGAAAGACAGGGUUUCAACCGGCGUAGGGGUGCUAUGCGACGUAAAGUUCAUCAAGCAAAUGGUCACAAGUUUAUGGCUACCUUCCUGAGGCAACCAACUUUCUGUUCUCACUGCCGUGAAUUCAUAUGUCAAGUCAGGAUACAGAAAGUCCACGUUUCAGUAUAGAUAUGCCACACCGGUUUGUUGUUCACAAUUACAAAAGAUUUACGUUUUGUGAUCACUGUGGAUCACUCUUGUAUGGUUUAUUUAGACAAGGCUUACAAUGUGAAGCUUGUAAUAUAAAUGUUCAUAAGAGAUGCCAGAAAAACGUAGCAAAUAAUUGUGGCAUUAACACUAAGGCUAUGGCUGAGAUUUUAAGUGCAAUGAAUAUAUCACCAGAUAAACAGAUAAAAACUCCAAAGAUUAAUUAUAGAACGACAACUUGUCAGUCUGGUCAAACACCCACAACAAAAAGCAAAAAGGACGUAAUGAACUUCGAUACAGAGUUCACAAAAGAAGAUCCGGUAUUAACACCAGAAGAUCCGGACGAAGUGAGCUACAUAAACCAAGAGGAAUUCCAAGGCUUCUCCUUUGUCAACAAAGACUUCAACCCUGCCAGGUUUGGAGCACAGUAGGAAGUAAGAACGAGCAAAUGAAGAGGAUUCAAUGUUAAUAUCAUCUUAAACGCUUCUUGCUUGGAAAAUUGGCAAGCAUGCCAAUCUGCAAAGCUGAACAUCGGCGUUUUGAAGCUGCUCGAGGUCUCCUCCUUUGUAUUUUAUCUCCACCGGGGGAUAAUUUUACGUGUCAUUGGAAGCAACAUUCAAGCUGUAUAAAAAUGUGGUGGAGAUCGAUAAGAAAUUUGGGAAACCAGCUAGAAACUUCGGUCUAUUUCACGUACAAAAAAAAAAAAAA